This is a messenger RNA of Trichophyton rubrum CBS 118892, 2126 nucleotides long. RefSeq lists its product as uncharacterized. Bases 1 to 1362 code for a protein of 453 amino acids. The record is from RefSeq and is a predicted model, not a curated record. The transcript is spliced from 2 exons. Lineage: Eukaryota; Fungi; Ascomycota; Eurotiomycetes; Onygenales; Arthrodermataceae.
AUGGCAAUGCAAUACAUGAAAUCGAUUAGGAGGAAGCCAGUGGCGAAAACAGAGUCGACAUCAACACCAGCAGCAGAAACGCAUGGCCCUGUGUUGACGGAUGAAGACGAGGCAUUCCUACACCAUGUUGCAACCUCUUCGUCUAUAUCAGGAAGUGAUAGCGGUGAUAAACAGCCUGGAGGGUCCAAAGAUGAACAAGGCAGGGAACUUGUUGAUGAGCCGUUGGACGAUGACUUGAGACGUUUGGCUGAGGAUAGAGGCUCGCAGGAGAAACUUGAUACUCCUGAUACUGAGCCUACCGCCGCCACUGCGUCGUCUGCUUCCACUGAUCAAAAGAAGAUGGAGAAAGGACACAAGUCACGCAAGAGCCUGUGGGGUAUGCUUAAAGAUAGAAAGUGGAUGGGAGAGACCGAGAAAGUAGACAAGGGGAAGGGUAAAGUUGCUGAUGAUACCCAGUCAAGCAGCGAAGCAGCUGGUAAAGGGAAAAAUGAGGAGGAGAAAAAGGAGGAUCAAGAUCUAUCUAAAGUCCUUGAGCAGUUGAACCUGGCAGCUGUCAACAACCGCGUCUUUUCGAUUAGUAGCGAUACACAGGCGCUUCUAGAACAGUUCAAACAAGUGUUCAAAGACCUGGUCAACGGAGUACCAACGGCGUAUCGUGACCUUGAGUCCCUACUCACGAAUGGCGACCAGGAGCUACAGAAGAGUUAUACCAAGCUGCCUAGUUUUCUUCAGAAGCUCGUCGAAAAGCUGCCCAACAAGAUGACAGAGAAGUUUGCGCCAGAGAUUCUUGCAGCGGCAUCAGCAAGAGCGAGCAAGAGUGGUAUCAACAUGCAGCAUGUAGACAAGGCGACCAGCACGGCAAAGAAGAUAGGUAUUGAAGUACCCAACCUGAAGGAGCUGGCCGGCAAGCCUGCAGCCCUCGCGGGAUUGCUCCGGUCUAUCAUUGCAUUUUUACGUGCGAGGUUCCCUGCUUUGAUUGGAAUGAACGUUCUUUGGUCUCUGGGGCUGUUCAUUCUACUUAUGGUUUUAUGGUACUGCCACAAGCGCGGCCGUGAGGAGCGGCUUGCGAGGGAAGCUAGCAUGGCCGGAGAAGGUGAGAAAGCAGAAGGUGAAGAAGCUAGGGUGAUCGAUGUCACAGACGAGGCAUCGCCGUCGACGACGCCUGCAGCCGUGGGAGCACCAGCAGCAGCUACAGGGACGGUAGCAAACACCGAAAGUGAUGCCCAACUCACAAGGCAGGUGGAGGGCCAAGUGCAGGCUGCAACGACGCAGAUCGAAGCCCCGACCACUGCCACCUCAGAAGUAGCUGCAAAAGACAAGGAACCACGUCAAACGAUGGAAGAGGAUAAUGUGAAGGUAUAGCUUUCCGGAAGCCAAUUGAACCAUGCAGAGCAAGGAAUGGUAUUGAGAAGGUGGAAGGCGGAAAUACCACAGCAGGGGGAUCAGUUAGAGGUAAUAAGUAUAUUUGCGAUAUGGAGAGGGUUAGCAAGGUAAAUACUAUUUUUGACGCAUCGGUUGAACACGUCAGGAGAGGAAUGGUUGAAACAUUCUCCUCCCUAGCAAGCGAGGCAAGCUAGAAUUUGUAUAGCGCAUAGCGUUCAAUAUCUGCUGCAUGCGCAAAAUAAUCUCGGCUACCUGCAGCAGGCCUGUACGUGCAUACUUCGAUACUGUGAUGAGACAAGAGAUGAUAGAGAUAAGAUCGGGUGUGUGCGGUAUUCUCGUUUAGCUUCUUUUGGUUCCAAUCCAGAGUUAUGUCAGUUUCUUAGUUAAUAUAAUGAAUAUAGUCGAUUCGCUGUUGGUUAAAACGAAUACUGAGUGCCGGUUUAUGACGUCUAUACGAUAUCCUACGUAAUCAUGACUCCGUCUAUUUGCGUGUUACGAGCAAUCGCUGCGCUGUCCAUGUAUGGCUAGCUAGCGCUGUUUAUCUCACACCUCAACAGCAAGAUCCAGUACAUUAUGCACAUCAUUAUCGUCAUUGCAGUCACAGUCCUUGCCCCAUGUUACAUACCUUUUGUCUUCCGCAACAUACGUAUCGUAUGCAUGGAGCAGAUGGAAUUGCAAUCCCGCUUUUGGGCCAGGGAGUGAAAAUACGGGCGAUUAGAAAGAGUGGAAGUGGAAGAAAAAGG